Messenger RNA from Amorphotheca resinae ATCC 22711, 1148 nucleotides. RefSeq lists its product as hypothetical. Gene Ontology annotation, cellular component: mitochondrial inner membrane. Gene Ontology annotation, biological process: mitochondrial respiratory chain complex IV assembly; protein insertion into mitochondrial inner membrane from matrix. Lineage: Eukaryota; Fungi; Ascomycota; Leotiomycetes; Helotiales; Amorphothecaceae. The coding region runs from base 113 to 1072 and encodes 319 amino acids. Gene Ontology annotation, molecular function: membrane insertase activity. The transcript has a single exon. The record is from RefSeq and is a predicted model, not a curated record.
AAAGCAUCAUGGACCAACCCUACGGAGUAAACUGGUCUGAACAUCGAAUUGAAUUAAACCAGUACGCCUCAUCGCCUGCUUGAUUCCUAUUGCCAGCUCUCUGUUGAUCACAAUGUCUACGACCCUGUUGCGGCCAAAACGUAUCCGUCCGCCCUCGAACCACAUCUCGACUCUCUUUCUCCAAUUGCCUCCCCAUUACCGCGCCUUUCACGCCUCUCCUCGACCUCAAUUCCUCGAAGCUGGACUAACCACCUUCCAUACCCUCUUCGAGGGCCUACAUACCUAUUCCGGUCUACCAUGGGCUUAUACCCUCCCUCUCGCAGCCCUCGCAAUCCGAACUACCUUCGUCCUCCCCCUCAGCAUCUACGCCCGGCGCGCCAAUCAAAAGCAAGCGGCCCUCAUGCCGCUGGUACAAUCAUGGCAACAUGUACUGCGCAAGCAGACAAUGGCAGAAGUAGGGCAUUUGGGUCCCGUUGUUGCAGAAGAGAAAUUGCUCCGGAAGUUGCGGUCGAAGCGGAGUGAGAUCUAUAAACGAUGGGGCUGCCCGCUAUGGAAGACAAUGCUGCCGUUGGCACAAUUGCCUAUUUGGCUGACAGCUGUCGAGGCUAUAAGAGCAAUGUGUGGCACCAGAGUGGGCUUGUUGGGUAUGAUAAUGAGAACUGACAAUGACUCGGAUGUGCUUACGGCUGGGAUUGAAAAGGAGGCGUCCUUUGCUACUGAGGGCGCGCUGUGGUUUCCAGAUCUGCUGGUCCCGGAUCCGCAGUUGAUCCUCCCGUUCAUGCUUUCGGCAGCUAUUUUCCUCAAUCUGUCGAAUGCAAAAGCGCCACUGAAUCAAGCGCUUUGGCAGAAAAGGUUGCAGAAUUCUCUGAAGGUUGUUGCGUUGGCUAUAGGACCUCUGACGCUGCAGAUCCCGAGUGCCAUGUUGGUGUAUUGGAUAUCUUCGAGUUUACUGGCUUAUACUCAAGCUGUGGUCCUAGAUAGGCUGAUGCCAGUCAAGCCACCUGUUAUGCCUUCCAAGCCGAGGGAUCGUCUCGGGUCGUCAGGACCGACAUCGAGAAGUAUGAACCUAUGAAUGUGUAAGAUCACUUUAGAUGUAACAAUAUAUCUCGCCCUAUUUCAGCGCGCCCCUACAAGGACCUUCCGGAACG